AUGAGUGCCGGACGUGCCUUUCGUCUUGUGCAAUUGAUGCGCCUACACGAGAUCGAUAGUCCGACAAAACCUCCAGUUCCCGAGGCAGAUCUGAUUGAAACAGAAGAGAAGCGUCGAGUGUUCUGGAUGGCCUAUUUUUUGGAUCAUUUACUAAGUAUGCGUAAUAACUGGCCGAUCACUUUGAACGAACAUGUGAUCUGCACCCGUUUGCCGGCAGCGGAUGCAGACUUCCAGAGCGGCCAACCGGUGCUAGGGGCUUUCCUCUCGGAAGCAAUCAUGGAUGUUAUGCCACAAAAAGCCUCCCCGUUCAAUGAAUGCGUGGUUCUCGCCACAAUAUGUGGCCGUAGCUUAUUCCAUGCCCAGCAAUACAGUGUUCGCUUUGUGUACGGCGAUUUGGCCCCCAACUGGAUCGACCAACACCAAUGGCUUGACAAUGUUCUUACGAACCGACUUCAGAUUCUUUCCCAGUACUACCCCUCUCCGGCUCAAAUAUGCGAUCCGCUGAUCUCCUUCGCACAUAUCAUGGGACAGGCGAGUGUAAUUCAUUUAUAUAAGGGAAUUGAAUCUGCUGUGUGGACAGUUGACAAAGAAGCCUGGGUGCUUGAAUAUCAACGGCGAGCAUUUAGUGCCGCACAAGAAAUUGUCAAACUGGCAAAAGGAUUAACAGAGUUCAAUUUCUUCAAGAUUCACCCCCUCAUGCCCAUUCCAUUAUUGCUCUGUGCGGAGUUCCUUUACGGCAAUCGUGGCUCAGAUGGGGCUUUUAAUUCGCUACUUCAAGAGCUUCUACAGAUCUUCCGAGAGCUCAAGAAUGCCAACGACCCGAGUCAAAGUUACAUAGAUUUGUUAGAACUUUCAUGUACCAACGCAUCCAUAGGACUUGUCGGGGAGAGCUCUUCUGCUCCAUGA
Penicillium cosmopolitanum is the source of this 906-nucleotide messenger RNA. RefSeq lists its product as uncharacterized. The transcript has 3 exons. Gene Ontology annotation, biological process: DNA-templated transcription. Gene Ontology annotation, cellular component: nucleus. Gene Ontology annotation, molecular function: zinc ion binding; DNA binding. NCBI's taxonomy places the organism in Eukaryota, Fungi, Ascomycota, Eurotiomycetes, Eurotiales, Aspergillaceae. The record is from RefSeq and is a predicted model, not a curated record. The coding region runs from base 1 to 906 and encodes 301 amino acids.